Messenger RNA from Dovyalis caffra, 822 nucleotides. NCBI's taxonomy places the organism in Eukaryota, Viridiplantae, Streptophyta, Magnoliopsida, Malpighiales, Salicaceae. The record is from the annotation of a GenBank genome assembly.
AUGAGCGAAGCACUCAACAGAGACUACCAAGUCUGCGAGGAUAUCGGCCGUGGACGAUUUGGUACUGUUUUCCGAUGCAUCUCCCGCUCUACCGGCGACUCUUUCGCCGUCAAAUCCAUUGUCAAGAGCCUCGUCUCCGGUGAUUCCCUCGAAGAACAAUGUCUCUUAACGGAGCCCAAGAUCCUCCACCUCCUUUCUCCUCACCCCCACAUCAUCCAACUCCAUAACAUCUACGAAGACGAAACUCACCUUCACAUGGUAAUCGAUUUGUGCUCUAAUCAAGACCUCCAUGAUUUGAUAGUCACUAACGGCGUUCUUUCAGAGAACGAAGCCAGAGUGGUUUUUAAUCAACUGAUGAAAGCUAUCUCUCACUGUCAUAGAUACGGUAUCAUUCAUCGAGACAUCAAGCCUGACAACAUCUUGUUUGACGAGGAGAAUGCAAUUAAGGUAGCUGAUUUUGGAUCUGCUGAGGCUGUAAUGGAAGGGGAGAUGGUGAACGGUGUAGUAGGGACACCGUACUAUGUGGCCCCUGAGGUAUUGUUGGGGAGAGAAUAUGGAGAAAAGGUGGACGUGUGGAGUGCUGGGGUGGUGUUGUAUAUAAUGUUAGCUGGAUUUCCGCCGUUUUAUGGGGAUACAGCUGUGGAGGUAUUCGAGGCGGUUUUGAGAGGAAAUUUGAGGUUUCCGGCCAGAGUUUUUCAGUCUGUGUCUACAAGUGCGAAGGAUCUGUUAAGGAGGAUGCUUUGUAAAGAUGUUUCCAGGCGAUUCUCCGCUGAACAAGUGCUAAGACAUCCAUGGGUGGCAAAUGUGGCUGAUUUAACAUGA